CCUGUAAUAUGUGUUGUGAUAAGUUCAUGAAAAGUGAACUUUUGCAGGACUGUGCCAAGGAGAACUCGUCUCGAAAGAUCUACAAGCUCCUUAUACAGCUUCACUCGGACUGUGAGCAAGUGGUUGCCAUGAUAGAGGAAACAGGAGCCAUCGUGCGGGAGAUCAGGGACCUAGAAGAGCAGAUUGAGGUGGAACGUGCGAAAGACACUGCGUCUAAGUUGGAAAGGAUUUCUGCAGACUUGCGCCAGAUGAAGCAGGAGUCGGCGUCUCUGAGAGCACAGCUGGCACGUGCUGGAGAACCAUCGUGAUAUCUGGCACAUCGCGGAGUGCCUGCCAUAACGCUCCGUGCUGUGAUGAGGUGCUGCCGUGUCCCAACAGGAAAAAUGGGACAUAAGCAGUUAUAUAAUUUUUAUUGAAGGUGCAAAAUUUUUUAAUUUUUUUAAGCAUAAAGUUGUGUAAAGAUGAGAUCAUAUUGUGGUUAAAAAUAUUUUAGUGUAAUUUUGUUAAUAAUUUGGUGGUACCAUUUUGUGUUAUGGUACAUGUAACAUUUUUCAUAAGUAUGCCAGUUUUUACAAAUGGACUGCAAUUUUUCAGAUAAAUUUCAGAACAUACUCAUGUUCUGAGAAAACAUGAUAAACAAGUUUAAGUAAUCUGGUCAGUUUAGAAAUAAAAUAAUGAUUAUUCAAGGUGCAAGUUAAAUCUCUGCAUUAAGUAUUUUGUAAGUUUGUCAGCAUAUAUACAAAUAUUAUGCACAAUGUUUAAAACGCUUUUGUUGUUUUUGCCCUUAUUGUAUUUAGAUUGUAUCUGUGUGUUUAUUAAGAUAAAAAUUGAUUUUUCCAUAGGCUGAAAAUCUCUAGAAACUAGUCUGUAUAAAGAAGAGAUUAGAAACAGCUGAUUUCCAUAAAUUUAGUACAAGUACAAGAAAAUAAUUUAUUAUUUUAUUUUAUUUAACAUAAUUUUUUAUAAUUAAUCAACUGUUUAUGAUUAAUUAUUUCAAUUUUAUUGAGUGCAAGCAAUGAUACAAAAUGAGACAAGUUUACUGAUUAAGUUAGAAUUGAUCUAACAAGUAAGUGAAAUGAUACAAUCUGGCAUCAACAUACAUAAUGAGGUGAUAUAAAACUUUU
Molecule: messenger RNA, 1124 nt
Organism: Homalodisca vitripennis (glassy-winged sharpshooter)
Lineage: Eukaryota; Metazoa; Arthropoda; Insecta; Hemiptera; Cicadellidae
Product: coiled-coil domain-containing protein 22 homolog
Exons: 2
Coding region: 9-308 (99 amino acids)
Biological process (GO): positive regulation of ubiquitin-dependent protein catabolic process
Molecular function (GO): cullin family protein binding
Source: RefSeq, a predicted model, not a curated record